AUGGCAGCCGACAUCAGCCUGGCAGAAUGGGGGCGCAAGGCCGUGGACAUCGCGGAGAACGAGAUGCCCGGCCUGAUGAAGAUGAGGGAGCUGUACGGCCAGUCCAAGCCCCUGAAGGGCGCCCGCAUCGCCGGCUGCCUGCACAUGACCCUGCAGACCGCCGUGCUCAUCGAGACCCUCACCGCCCUCGGAGCUGAGGUGACAUUUACCCCCCCUUCCCCACCCUCUCCCCCCUAUAUGGACUAG
Messenger RNA from Menidia menidia (Atlantic silverside), 246 nucleotides. The record is from the annotation of a GenBank genome assembly. Lineage: Eukaryota; Metazoa; Chordata; Actinopteri; Atheriniformes; Atherinopsidae.